Molecule: messenger RNA, 1702 nt
Organism: Clarias gariepinus (North African catfish)
Lineage: Eukaryota; Metazoa; Chordata; Actinopteri; Siluriformes; Clariidae
Product: apoptosis regulator BAX-like
Exons: 6
Coding region: 173-787 (204 amino acids)
Biological process (GO): positive regulation of apoptotic process; release of cytochrome c from mitochondria; extrinsic apoptotic signaling pathway in absence of ligand
Cellular component (GO): mitochondrial outer membrane
Molecular function (GO): protein homodimerization activity; channel activity; protein heterodimerization activity
Source: RefSeq, a predicted model, not a curated record
AUCACGUGACCAGGUUCAUUUACUGUUUGGAUGGAUCCGCGACUCCGCUAGAAAAAACUUGGUAGACUGGCUCGCGCACUAAUCAUUUAGAACCUUCUUUAUUUUGGCAACAUUGAUUCCACUUCCACAUCAAAGGGAAAGAUAAAAAAAAAAAACCCGCAUAACUUUUACCAUGUCUUCAGAAGGAACACCAGAUGGCCAGAUUGGAGAAGCCCUCCUGAUCAGGGUGGUUCAGGAUCAGUUCUUAAAUGUUCCUGUUGGAGGGAAGGUUUGUACUCCAUCCCUCCCAGAGGUUCAGCCUUUGGACAAUCCACAGCAUCAGAUGCUCUUGGAUCAGGUGGCUCAGUCGGUUAAAGUGAUCGGUGACCAACUUAAUCGAGAUCAAAGCUUUAACAAUCACAUUGAUGGAUUAGCAUGCCUAUGUGAUAAGAACAUCUUUUCGAGGCUUGUGGAGGGUGUCUUCAACGAUGGACAGAUCAACUGGGGACGAAUCAUUGUGCUGUACUACGCUGUAGGAAGGCUGGCUGUAAAGAUGGUACUGGCUAACUUGCCCAGGGUGUUCUCAGAACUACUGGAUUCCUGUUUGGAUUUCUUCAGGACCAAGCUAUUGGUAUGGAUUCGCAACAUGGGCGGAUGGAUCAGCAGCAUUUCAGAGAUGACCCGCUUCUCCAUCGAGCAUAUCUCUGCCUCCUCCUUCAACAUCUUCCCAUCUGCUGAACUUGCAGUGGCCUUCAUCUGUGGGAUUUUAUUGGGUAGCGUCAUCGUCUGGAAACUGAACAGAAGCUGAGAUGAAACUGUAGAACAAACAAGAUGCACUGUGAAAAAAUUAUGUUUUUUAAUGUAUUUAUAAACAUAUGAUAGUUCCAGAGUUUUCUACAGUUUAGUCCUUUUAUAUAUGAGUAUUAAGUCUAUUAAAAGUUUUGUUGUGUAGUCUAAAAUAUUUGCGAUCGAAAUUAAAGUGUCCAUCGUACAUUUAGGGAGAAGUUGGUGGUUUUUGGAGCCCUCUGCUGUCUGAGAUGCAGAUAAACUGCACAACAACUUUGACGGGCAUUUGCCUUUACCCCACCAGACCGGUUCUUAAUCGGGUUUCUUGAGUGACUAAGUCACACCUGAGUCAACUAAUCAGUUCAUUAUCACUUUUAUUUAGUUUAUCAACACUUUCUGGCUUGAACUGGGUGUGUUAGAUAGCAAUUCUGGACCAGUUCCUAGAGGUGGGGUCAGGCUGGAGCAGUCAUUUUCAGAGAGUGGCCAUUUUGAUGUUUUUUUCCGUUCUCCAUUAAUGAUCUGUACUCACUGUAUUGCACAAUGAUGUACAAAUGCAACAUGGUGGAUAUAAUUACAAGGCUGAGUUAGAAUUACACAAGAGUAGCAUGCUGCUCAUGCAGUUUUUUUUUUACCCUUUAGAGUGAACCAGGCCUUGUUCCACUUCUGUACAAGUGAACUCAGUCAUUGUCUAUAGUGAAUUAUCCUGUAUACAGUGUUGCGGGGGUGGGGUGGGGGGCUUGUGGGGGUUGUGAGCUACAGGUAAUUUGGGAAUGCCAGUUAGCCUAAUAUGCAUGUCUUUGGAAAGUGGCGGGAGAACCGGAGUACCCGGAGAAAACCCACCAAGCACGUGGAGAAUAUGCAAACUCCACACACACACUGAAUUUGUUCGUACUGUAGGUGCAAGGUGACAAAGCCACCAUUGGAUCAAAAAUUCCAU